This is a messenger RNA of Doryrhamphus excisus (bluestripe pipefish), 3783 nucleotides long. RefSeq names its product dynamin 2a (gene dnm2a). Gene Ontology annotation, cellular component: cytoplasm; plasma membrane; microtubule. Gene Ontology annotation, biological process: synaptic vesicle budding from presynaptic endocytic zone membrane; receptor internalization. The record is from RefSeq and is a predicted model, not a curated record. Gene Ontology annotation, molecular function: GTPase activity; GTP binding; microtubule binding. Lineage: Eukaryota; Metazoa; Chordata; Actinopteri; Syngnathiformes; Syngnathidae.
UCCCCGCUGACCGGAUAGUGUUUGUGGAGAGGAAGUUUUGUUUUUCGACUUUUUCCGUCCGCCUCGACUCCACUCAAAGAUUAGCUAAUGUCUUUAUUGGAACACGACAUGUUUGCUAUGUGAAUUACACAUCUGGGACCUUACCAGCGUUUACCGCGAAAGUCAAAGUUUCCGCCCUUUGAUUACUGCGGGAAUUCUCGUCAGUACCCAGCAAGCUAAUCUACGCGGCUAGCUAACGUUAGCCUCCGCUUCUAUUUUUUGUACCGCUUGUGUGGGGCUCACCGAGCUAACGAAGCCAUGGGGAACCGGGGCAUGGAAGACCUGAUUCCCCUCAUCAACAAGCUCCAGGACGCCUUCAGCUCCAUCGGACAGAGUUGCAACUUGGACCUUCCUCAGAUCGCCGUGGUCGGAGGGCAGAGUGCCGGGAAGAGCUCGGUUUUGGAGAAUUUUGUGGGCAGGGACUUCCUUCCGAGAGGAUCAGGCAUUGUUACUCGCAGACCUCUCAUUUUGCAGUUGGUCAACAAUAAAGCAGAAUAUGCUGAAUUCCUGCACUGCAAGGGGAAGAAGUUUGUGGAUUUUGACGAGGUACGCGCGGAAAUCGAGGCGGAGACGGACAGGAUAACAGGCUCCAACAAGGGCAUCUCUCCCAUCCCAAUUAACUUGAGGGUCUACUCUCCACAUGUUUUGAAUUUGACCCUGAUCGACCUUCCGGGAAUGACUAAAGUUGCCGUGGGAGACCAGCCGGUGGACAUCGAGCACCAGAUCCGGGAUAUGCUCUUGCAGUUCAUCACCAAGGAAAGCUGUCUGAUCCUCGCUGUCACGCCGGCCAACACCGACCUUGCCAACUCGGACGCGCUAAAGAUUGCCAAGGAGGUGGACCCCCAGGGCUUGCGCACCAUUGGCGUGAUCACAAAGCUGGACCUGAUGGAUGAAGGCACUGACGCAAAGGACAUCCUUGAAAAUAAACUGUUGCCACUGCGCAGAGGCUACAUCGGCGUGGUAAACAGAAGUCAGAAAGACAUUGACGGCAAGAAGGACAUCCGUGCUGCUCUGGCGGCCGAGAGAAAAUUCUUCCUCUCCCACCCUGCUUACAGACACAUGGCGGAGCGAAUGGGUACGCCGCAUCUACAAAAGGCUCUUAACCAGCAACUGACCAAUCACAUCAGGGACACACUUCCUGGUCUGCGCAGUAAGCUACAGAGUCAGCUCCUCUCCCUAGAAAAGGAGGUGGAGGAAUACAAGAAUUUCCGUCCAGAUGACCCGACACGCAAGACCAAGGCUUUAUUGCAGAUGGUGCAGCAGUUUGGCGUGGACUUUGAGAAGCGAAUUGAAGGCUCUGGAGACCAGGUAGACACCAACGAGCUGUCUGGUGGUGCCAAGAUCAACCGCAUCUUUCACGAGCGCUUCCCAUUCGAACUAGUCAAGAUUGUAUUUGAUGAGAAGGAGCUACGGCGGGAAAUCAGUCACGCAAUCAAGAACGUUCACGGUGUCAGAACGGGACUGUUCACUCCAGACCUGGCGUUUGAGGCCAUCGUGAAAAAGCAGAUCGUUAAGCUGAAAACGCCCUGUCUCAAAUGUAUCGAUCUGGUCAUUCAGGAGCUCAUCAACACAGUCAGGCAGUGCACCAACAAGCUCAAUUCCUACCCGAGACUGCGAGAGGAGACGGAGAGGAUUGUGACCACGUAUAUUAGGGAAAGAGAAGGAAAGAGCAAAGACCAGGUUCUGCUGCUGAUUGACAUUGAGCUGUCCUACAUCAACACCAACCACGAGGACUUCAUUGGCUUUGCUAAUGCACAGCAGAGGAACACAGUGGCCAACAAGAAGCGGGCCAUUCCCAACCAGCUGGCCGUGCUUGGAGAGGUCCUGGAGGAGCAGGUGAUCAGGAAAGGCUGGCUGACCAUUAACAUCAGCAUCAUGAAGGGGGGCUCCAAGGAGUACUGGUUUGUCCUCACAGCAGAGGCGCUAUCCUGGUACAAAGACGACGAGGAAAAAGAAAAGAAGUACAUGCUGCCUUUGGAUAACCUGAAGAUCAGAGACGUCGAGAAAGGCUUCAUGUCCACAAAGCACAUCUUCGCCAUCUUCAACACUGAGCAGAGGAACGUGUACAAGGAUCUACGACAGAUAGAGCUGGCGUGCGACUCUCAAGAGGAUGUGGACAGCUGGAAGGCGUCGUUCCUCAGGGCCGGGGUUUAUCCGGAGAAGGACCAGGUGGAGAACGAGGAAGUGGCUCCGGCGGACACCUUCUCUAUGGACCCUCAGCUGGAGCGUCAAGUGGAGACGAUCCGCAACCUGGUGGAUUCGUACAUUGGCAUCAUCAACAAAUCCAUCCGAGACCUUGUACCCAAGACCAUCAUGCACCUCAUGAUCAACAAUGCCAAGGACUUCAUCCACUCGGAGCUGCUGGCCUACCUCUACUCCUCUGGGGACCAGAACACCCUGAUGGAGGAGUCGGCCGACCAGGCCCAGCGCAGGGACGAAAUGUUGCGCAUGUAUCACGCCCUCAAGGAGGCGCUGCAUAUCAUCGGCGACAUCAGCGCCAACACCAUCGCCACCCCGGUGCCCCCACCUGUAAAUAACACCUGGAUCCAAGACUCCAGCCCGACCCCGCAGCACAAGCCACUGCCCGCCACAGCCGCACCGCCCAGCCGCCCACCAGCAGUCCGGGGCCCGACGCCCGGACCCCCCCUGAACCCUUCUCCUGCCUUUGGCGCCCCUCCACUCAACCCGUCUUCCGCCUUCGGCGCUCCUCCCAUCCCCUCUCGGCCAGGACCGCCCCACAGUGCCUUCAACAAUCUCCAGGACCCCUUCAGCGCGCCCCCGCAGAUCCCCUCCCGGCCAGCCCGCAUCCCUCCCGGGGUUCCCAGCCGAAGACCCCCUGGGGCUCCCUCUCAUCGGCCCACCAUUAUCCGCCCUGCUGAGCCCUCCCUGCUAGACUAGACCCCCACGGUGGCUGAGCCUUAUUCUCUUGUUUGUGUGUGCGUGUGCGUGCGCGGGUGUGAUGGACAGGAGACCGUUCAAUUCCACCUCUGCGCUGUGCAAAGUGUACAGAAAAUAAAAGUAGCAUGACAUCGACCGGCUAGUUGUUUUACAUCUUCAGAUAACUUAUUCACGCCCUCCCAACGCAUUCUCAUUAAUCAUUUUUUUUAUUCAAACAAAAAAAAAGGAUAUAUGUAGCUUUAAAAACAAAAAUAAUGGCUCCCGUGGUGAAAAGUCCGAAAAGCGAUUUGGAAUCGGUUGCACAGAAUCCACCGGAUUGCAUCUAUGCAUUCAACCUUUUUUUUUUGUAAAUACGCGGGCCACACUGUGGAAGGCAGCACUUGUAUCUUAUCUAACAUGUCAUGUGACUAACUCGUCUCAAUUGUAUGGAUUCUAUGGAGAUGCUUUUAUUUAUAACCUACAUGCCACCGGGGCGUCAUUAUUUACUAUUAUUAUCGCUCGCUUCAAUUCAUUCUACUCACUCAUUUAGGGGCUGCCUAUGUUCAGCGGUGGGGGGGUUGAAGGCACAUCCUGUCAAGAGAAGCCACAAAACCUGAAUAAUCACUGUAAAACUAUUCCAACCUCUCUACAGAAUGGGCUUUUUUUCCUUUGCCUUACACCUUAUCUCCACUAGAGGGCGCCUGUAAGAAGUCCUGUAUUAUUAAGACUAUUAAGUUGACUUUGGCCUCCUUCCUCCCUGAUUUUCUUUUUCUGUCCAAGUGCCUGUGUAGCCAACAUCACAUGACCUGAUGUAGACGAGACAAAAGUCAAUAAAAGCGGUGUGUACAAUAAAACGAGGGAAUGUUU